GAAAUUCAAAAAAUAUCUCGGAGAAAACAAACCAGAGCGAGCAGGGGAAUGUUAUAGCACACGCACUUUUUCCAGACAGCUAUCCCAACGAGCCACCGUUUAUGUAUUCCUGGUUGGGCUGGUCCUUUGAUAGCUUCGGACUCAGUCUGCCUCCAUGCUCAGACCCUUUUGUGGUCGGGGAAUUGAUAGGCGGCGAACCCGCCGUGAGAUUGAAGUGCAACUUCGAGUACGUAUAUAUAGGUCAGGCACUUUUUGCUUUUCAAUGCAAACGCAUACACGUUCACGUAGACCUCGUACUCUGCACUUGUGCCCCUACAUCCUGCAGUACUAUCCACUAGUUGCCAUCAUGCCAAAUACCUAUGUACUCAGUCCCAGUUCUGAUCCCUUCAACCCAUUCCAAUCCAUGUUCGAUGCGCCUUACGAAGAAGGUUCUUCUGGUACCCUUGAUCGCGCGGAGGACUAUCAUGGAACAACAGGCGUCCCGGACUUGUGUGCCCCGGCGCAUAUCAGGAUUCAGUCGCGCUCAUCCAUGACGACCUUUUUACAGGCCGGUCUCCGAACCUACCAGCCAUUGCUUGCGUCUUUCGUGAGUAGCAGGGAAUUCGCAGGAACCACUAACUCUGCCGCCACGCUGAGCGAGAUCGAAUCUCAGACUCGAGCCAAAAGCGUUGGUAUCUGGUUUGAUCAAGAUCACUCGUACUUAGAGAGUCCUUCCGAGUCCUUUCCACCAUCCCUGAAAUCAAGGACGUUUCGGUGCAGCAACGCGCGCCCACUUAGUCAUCAUGGUAUAGACGAGAAGUCGAAUCGGUCUUUGCAUUUGAGUGCGUCGUUGACAACCGAUCAGAAAAGGCACUCCAGCUACCUCCCCUUGGAGUCAUUGGCGCAGAAGCUGGAAGAAGGGGUCCGGCAACAAGAGUCUAUGGUCAAGAGGGCAGCCCGAACGACAUACCAAAGCAACGAUGAGUCUCAUUCAGUGUCCAGCAAGAGCAGCAGCGUCAAUAACAACAAUCUCCAGACAAAGCCAAAGUUUAAAGCCGAGUUCUGUGUCAAGUUUCGGGAGCGAGGUUACUGUUCCUUUGGUGAACGGUGCCAAUUUGUCCACUACGAGCAUGAACUCCAACGGCGGAGUCGCGCCAUGACCUACAAGACUCGGACCUGCUGGAGUGGCGGCGAUUGUCCGUAUCAGCAGAACCAUGCUCGGUGUAUUUAUCUGCACGGCGGUGAGACACCGGAAAUGUUCGAUGAGCAGAGAGGGAUCAGCUUUGCGAAGGUCAAGAAGAUUUUGGCGAAUAAGGAGAUGAGGCAGAUAACUCGCCAGCAGCAACAGCAGCAACAGCAACCACAGUUGCAUGCUCCUGUGGCACAUCGCAGUUUGGAGCGGUCGGUACUGCCGACACUGGACGAGAGGACUGAUACGUGUGUCCAUGGACAAGAGGAUGCUCAAAUGUCACCUAUCGAUCUCGCCGUCAAUCCAUCCAUAGAACCACCACACAUUCCAGGCCAUUUUCCGCCCAAGGCAGUGAACGCCCUUCUUGUGGAUACCGAAGUGCAGUUGAGGACUUUAGAGUUAUCAUCUGCGAGAGCCGAUCCACCAGCAGUUUUGUUUCCCCGCCUUGGAACGAGCGCGUUGUCGCUUUCCGUCUCAAGUGUUACCAAGUCCUCUCGCGUGUUGAAGCCUCCAGUGAUCUGUCCAUUGCGCAUCCAUACGUCUAUAGCAAUGCCUCUCUCUACGCCCGUCAGCCCAGUAGGCCAUUACAGGUUGUGGUGAAAUAUCGUAAAAGAUAUCGCGGAAGCAUUCUAGUCGAUAUCGAGUUGGAGCAACGAAUAUGAUAUGAUCAUGUAUAUUUUUCUGUCGAUGCAUUUUAUUUAAUCCUUUCCCAAGGGAAUCCAGUCGGCUCAAACUCUGGACGGUUGUGCAACAGCAUGACCAACCACUCU
Molecule: messenger RNA, 1938 nt
Organism: Gamsiella multidivaricata
Lineage: Eukaryota; Fungi; Mortierellomycota; Mortierellomycetes; Mortierellales; Mortierellaceae
Exons: 1
Coding region: 155-1768 (537 amino acids)
Molecular function (GO): metal ion binding; mRNA binding
Source: RefSeq, a predicted model, not a curated record